AUGUCUUUGGAAAAUACGGAACUUGACAAGGUUGAGUCGAAGCCUGCUGAUACACAGAGUAUUCGUUUAGGAGCACUCAAGGAUGCUAUCGGUGAUGAGUACGAUGAUGAUGCCGUCCUUCGUGCAAAUGGUCAUGAUGCGGUCAUGCCUCGUCAAUUCAACUGGAUAUCUGCCCUCGGUCUAGGGUUCUCUAUUACCAACUCUUGGAUAGGCUAUCUGAGCUGCUUUGGGCAGAACCUGGCCUACGGAGGUGCCCAAGCAUGUAUAUUCAGUCUUAUGGCGGCGUUUGUCGUCCAAUUCACCGUGACGCUGGGACUUGCAGAGCUCGGGUCAUCAUUCCCAUCCAGUGGAGGACAGUAUCACUUCUGUUAUAUCUUGAGUCCCGAGAGGUCGAAGAAAUACACCGCUUAUGUGGUGGGCUGGCUGUCAGUUCUGGCUUGGUGGAUUGUGACUUGCUCGGGGAUUUCCCUCGCGGCUUUGGUUAUGAAUGGCAUUGUGAACUUCUGCAUACCCAGCUACGUAGCCAAUCAGUGGCAGACGUAUUUGACAUAUGUCGGUGUGUCUUUGGUAACAGUCUUACCGGUGUUUACAGUCGCCGGGAGAAUCUCGCUUGUGACCCAAGUAGCACUCUACCUGUCAUUAGCGAGAUACCUGAUAUUCUUCAUUGUAUCGCUGGUAUUACAUCAGCAAACCCAACCUGGAUCGUUCGUGGUUGCGUCCGGAGAGGGUAAUAGCGGAUGGAACGAAGGUACAGCCUGGAUGCUUGCGAUCAGUAACGCAAUGUACGCGUUUGGGGGGACAGACGGAGUCAUCCAUAUCAGCGAAGAGAUUCCCCGUCCGGGAAGAGGAGUCCCACAGGUUAUGAUCAUGACGAUGAUUAUCGGGCUAGUGACCAGCGUGUCCCUGUUCAUUGUCUUCAUGUUUUUCAUCUCCGACAUGGAAGCAAUCAGGCAGUCCCCACUGCCAAGUCUUGAGCUGCUCUAUCAGAUAACAGGAAGUCGGAGUGUCACACUUGGGUUGUUCAUCCUUCUGCUAGCCGCAUAUCUCACAUCUCUCCCAUCCCAAUGGGUCAGCUCUGGCCGGAUCGCCUGGGCAUUCGCUCGCGACAACGGCUUCCCAUUCUUACCGUUCUUCUCGAAAGUCAGCACCCGUCUCAACUUCCCCGUUCACACCACAAUCGCCGCCUUCCUAUUCAGCUGCCUCUAUGGCCUGCUGUACCUCGCCUCCACAACCGCGUUCAACUCUAUCAUCACCUCAGCCGUCCUCUUCCUAAAUAUCACCUACACCAUCCCGCAGGGCUUACUCCUCCUUCAGGGCCGUGACACUUUACCCCCCCGAUACCUGAAACUAGGCUACAUCGGCUGGUACUGUAAUAUAUUCUCCGUUCUUUGGAUCAUCGCACUAUGUGUGUUGAUCUGCAUGCCGCCUAAUCUUCCUGUUGAGUUGGGGUCGAUGAACUUCGUCUGUGUGAUCUUAGUGGGCGUGAUCGUCAUCAUUAAUCUUUUUUGGGCGUUCGUGGGACGGAAGAGGUUCGAAGGUCCGCAUAUUGAUUGGGGUGUUUUGGCGGCGGGAUCGAAGUAG
This is a messenger RNA of Aspergillus melleus, 1581 nucleotides long. RefSeq lists its product as uncharacterized. The record is from RefSeq and is a predicted model, not a curated record. Gene Ontology annotation, cellular component: membrane. NCBI's taxonomy places the organism in Eukaryota, Fungi, Ascomycota, Eurotiomycetes, Eurotiales, Aspergillaceae. Gene Ontology annotation, biological process: transmembrane transport. Gene Ontology annotation, molecular function: transmembrane transporter activity. The transcript has 9 exons. Bases 1 to 1581 code for a protein of 526 amino acids.